This is a messenger RNA of Anguilla anguilla (European eel), 1715 nucleotides long. RefSeq names its product steroidogenic factor 1-like. Gene Ontology annotation, biological process: tissue development; hormone-mediated signaling pathway; regulation of transcription by RNA polymerase II. Gene Ontology annotation, molecular function: RNA polymerase II cis-regulatory region sequence-specific DNA binding; zinc ion binding; nuclear receptor activity. The coding region runs from base 231 to 1715 and encodes 494 amino acids. The record is from RefSeq and is a predicted model, not a curated record. Lineage: Eukaryota; Metazoa; Chordata; Actinopteri; Anguilliformes; Anguillidae. Gene Ontology annotation, cellular component: RNA polymerase II transcription regulator complex. The transcript has 7 exons.
UCGGGAACAUCUGUAUCGUGCUAUUCCUGAUUAUUUUUCACUUCUCUGCAUAUAGAACGGCUGCCCUUUUCUGUGGGUAUGCAUAUAACCAUUUUUGUAAAAUCUAUCUACGAGGUUUUUGAGGAGGUUAUUGUGGCCGUUUCCGCGGAAAUACUGGCGAGGCGUUCCGGAGCUCGCUUGAAGUUAGAGGCGUGAGCGGUCUCGCGGCGCUCUGGACUGCCGACACCCUGAUGUUUCAAACGGACGAGGAUUACUACUGCAUAAACCAGGAGGGGUGUGCAGGGAACGAUCCAGGCAUUUCUUUGAAGGGAAUGGACUGCACGUAUGAUGUCGAUUUGGAAGAACUGUGUCCAGUUUGCGGCGAUAAGGUUUCCGGAUACCACUACGGUCUGCUGACCUGUGAAAGUUGUAAGGGUUUUUUCAAGAGAACGGUUCAAAACAAUAAGAGGUACAAUUGCGCAGAAAACCAAGAUUGCAAAAUUGACAAAACGCAAAGGAAAAGAUGUCCCUUUUGUCGCUUUCAGAAAUGCAUCACUGUCGGAAUGAGAUUAGAAGCGGUGCGGGCAGACCGCAUGCGGGGCGGCAGGAACAAGUUCGGCCCGAUGUACAAGCAGGACCGGGCCCUGAAGCAGCAGAAGAAGGCUCUGAUCCGGGCCACGGGCCUGAAGCUGGAAUCUGGGCCUCUGCUCCCGGCCCCUCCUCAAACGGACUGCACGUUCACCCCCAGCCCCCAGUGCCCCUCCCCCAUGCUGAAGGCCCCGGCCCAGCCCCUCCAAGACCCUCCGGGCUACACCCCCUUUGCCAUGUCAGCGCCCGGGCCUUUCCCGGGUCUGUACCAGUACGGUUCCGCCCCCUUACCCAAUCGGGCCAUUAAGUCGGAGAUGUCCGACCCCUCCUGCUCUCCGGACUCCCUGACGGGCUUCGGUUUCCAGGAUGGCGGCUGCCUGUCAGUAUCGCCGCAGCAACCUGGGACCGUUGCCACGGCGCCAGCGCUGGUGCUGGAGCUCCUGCACUGCGAACUGGACGAGGCGCAGGUGCGGGCUCGGAUACUGGAGCACCUGCAGCAGGAGCAGGCCGGGCUGGGCCGGCUGGACCGCACCGGUGCCUUCGGCCUCGUGUGCCGCAUGAUGGACCAGAUGCUCUUCUCCGUGGUGGACUGGGCCCGCGGCUGCGUCUUCUUCAAGGAGCUCAAGGUGGGGGAUCAGAUGAAGCUGCUGCAUAACUGCUGGAGUGAGCUGCUUCUGCUGGGUCACAUCUACAGACAGAUACAGCACAGCAAAGAGGACAGUGUGCUGCUGGUCACCGGACAGGAAAUUGAAAUCUCUUCCACUGCUGACCAGGCGGGGGCGAUACUGAGCAGCCUGGUGCAGAGCUGCCAGGAGCUGGUGAGGAAACUGCAGGCUCUGCAGGUGGACCGUGGAGAGAUUGCCUGCUUCAAGUUCCUCAUCCUCUUCAACCCCGAUGUGAAGUUUCUGGAAGGCCAGCAGUUUGUGGAGAGCGUGCACGAGCAGGUGAGCGCGGCUCUACUGGAGCACACGCUCUGCAACUACCCGCAGUCCCUGGACAGGUUCGGCCGGCUGCUGCGUCGGCUGCCCGAGCUGCGCAGCCUGAGUGCGCAGGCGGAGGACUACCUGUGCUACAGGCACCUGAGCGGGGAGGUGCCCUGCAACAGCCUGCUCAUCGAGAUGCUGCACGCCAAGAGGGCCUGCUCCUGA